This is a messenger RNA of Schistocerca nitens (vagrant locust), 3154 nucleotides long. RefSeq names its product zinc finger protein 271-like. NCBI's taxonomy places the organism in Eukaryota, Metazoa, Arthropoda, Insecta, Orthoptera, Acrididae. Bases 97 to 3147 code for a protein of 1016 amino acids. The transcript has 8 exons. The record is from RefSeq and is a predicted model, not a curated record.
CAUGUAGAUCCACAGUCAGUGUUUGUUUGAAUUAAACUUACGGAAAUAUGUGUUAAUUUAUGUGAUACAUAUUUCAGAGGUUAUUUUACUAUUCAAAUGGCAUACAUUGAACCGGGCAAGAUGCCACUCCACCAGGUGAAAGUGGAGCCGGUGGAUGACAGUGAUGAGGACUCUGAACCAGUGUGCGGAGGAAAUGAAAAUGAAGACGAUGAAGACAUGGCUGUUCCAGACCCCACAUCCAUGCUGUCCGUGCGGUUUGAGGAGGAGGAGCCCUCUAACUUGAAGAUCUCCAUUGAUCCUGCUCCAACUCCUCCAGUUCUGGACAAGGACCAUUACAAAGAUGAUGAACGACAACCUUUGAGCCAAACUUCAGGUGAUGGAUCCGUGCUGGUCACGUCGCAGUUGCAGAAUCUGGAGAUGCCAGUACCGGUGACAAGCACGGGACAGAAGCAUUGGAAUGAUGUCAACAGUGGACCUCUGAUGUGCAAAGUUGAAGAGGCUGAUCCGAGGUUUAGUAUACAUAUUCACUCUCAGAGGGAAGAUGCACAAGAUCUCACAGGGCUUUCACUCCAAAGAAAGGAUCUGCCUUUAAUGGAAAACUACGUAUUGGCCACUGCCCGAAGAUGCCCAAAUCGACACGAGGAGGAGAGAUUUAAGUGCAGUCUCUGCAAGCGAGUUUUCACGAAGCAGGAACACCUCGAUAUUCAUCUCUGCGUGGUAGGGAGGUUGCGGCCACGUAACUCUGUGUCGCAGUUGAACAGCACUGUGAAGGUAAUGGUGGAAAGGACAAUUGUGUGCGUCGUGUGUAUGACCACUUUUGCCAGCCAGCACGAGUUGGAUACCCACUUCGCAAAGGCACAUGGCAGCGUAGAUUUGGCUGCAGGUGCUGACGGGACAUCUCGGAAAACCGUGCAGCCGGAUGCUCAGGGAAUCUUCAUCUGCCAUUACUGUCAAAUGGCUUUCCCGAGCCGGAAAGAUCUGAAUGUGCACCGUACGCAGGAACACCAGAGUGCCAGGGCAAAGCACUCUUGCACAGACUGCGGACGUGCCUUCUUACGGCCAGUCGAGCUCUUCCGACACCAACGAACUGCGCAUUCUGACGGAGAAGAAGCUGCCUCCUGCAUGUUCAAGUGCCCGCAGUGCGGCAAGCAGCUGACGACACGUCCGGGCUUCGAACGCCACGUCGCCACACACGAUGCCAAUGCACUCAAGCACGAGUGUGCUGACUGCGGGCGCCGUUUCUACGACCGGGCCAGGCUGAACGUCCACCGAAGGAUACACACGGGAGAGCGGCCCUACGAGUGCCGCAUAUGUGGUCACCGCUUCCGGCAGCAGCCGUGUCUCAUCCGCCAUCUGCGAACACACGCCGUCGACACUGGCAGUGUACCGCUGUCGGUAGCCCGUCCGCACUCGUGCCCCGAGUGCGGGAAGGGAUUCUCGAACACAUCACACAUGGCAAUACACAUGAGGACGCACACGGGAGAGAAGCCUUACGAGUGUGCUUACUGUGGGCGUAGGUUCUCAGACAAGGCCCACCUGUUAAGACAUAUGGCCUCACUCCACCCAGAUCCGGAUGCUCCGCAUCGGUGUGCCGACUGUGGGAAGGUAUUUGCGGACAAAGCGAGACUGGAAGAUCACGAACGAGUCCACAGGGGUGAACGGCCCUUUGAGUGCCUGGUGUGCCACAGAAAUUUUACAUCGAUAGCCUACCUGAGAGUGCAUGCUGAAUGUCAUCGGGAGAAAGCAGCUUGUCCAUAUUGUCACAAAGCAUACGCUCGUAAGUACAGGUUGACGGUGCAUAUCAGGAAGGCACAUCCCGGCGAAAGUGAUAGUACAGUUGUCCCGUAUACUAGCACAGUAGAUGCUGUGGACCUGCCACCUGCAGCAGCUGAAACACAGACACAGAAACCAGCUCUAUAUCUGUGUGACAAAUGUCCAAACGCAUUUAAAACUGAAACAGAGUUCAUCGCACAUGUGGAGUCUCACAAGGUUCGAAAAGCUCAUCCGUGUGAUAAGUGUGAGAAGUCUUUUAACCGGAAGUCGGAACUCAAUGUGCACUCUCGAACGCACUGCGAAGUGAAGCCGUUCGCCUGCGACUUGUGUGAGAAGACAUUUGCACAGAAGAACAACCUGCGGCGUCACCUGCGAACACACUCUGGCGAGAAGCCCUUCCCGUGUUCUCUGUGCAGCCGAACUUUCGCUCAGAAGGAGUUACUCACGGCCCACAUCCGAAUCCACACAGGGGAGAGGCCAUACUCGUGCCUGGUGUGCGGCCAGGCAUUCAACCAGCGGCACACCUUGACCCGCCACGUCAGGGAGCACGCCAACAGGGUCACGAGGAAAGCAUUCUCUUGUUCGCUGUGCGGCAAAACAUUCCCCAGACAGGUUAACCUGCACAUCCACAUGCGGACACAUACCGGUGAGAGGCCAUUUGAAUGUGAUUUGUGCAGCAAACGGUUUUCACAGUCGGGACACCUGGCACGGCACAAGUUGACACACACUGGCAAAACGCCCUACCCCUGUACAAUUUGUGGGAAAGGUUUCUCACAGAAGAAGCGCCUUGUCGACCACGCUCGCACGCACACGGGUGAGCGACCUUUCGGGUGCCCCUACUGUCCGAAAAAUUUCACUCAUGCCGAGUACUUGAAGUCACACCUCCACACGCACCGUGAAGAGAAAUAUGUGUGCCCUGUAUGCAGAGAAAUGUUUUCGCGCAAGUACAGGCUGAGGGAGCAUAUGCGCAUUCAUUCGAGUGAAUGGCCAUUACAGUGUGCACACUGUAAAGCGUGCUUUGUCUCGAAGGAAGAUAUUGCCGAUCAUAUACACUCUCGACACCUUUCAGAUAUAAUGGGUGACGGUUACUUUCCAGUAGAGAAGAGCCACACGAGUUCUGACGAACCCGAGUCACAACCUUACUGUAAGACUGAAAAUGAAGACACUAGUGGCAGACGGACAGGGACACUGACUGCUGGCUUUGCUUUACCGUGUGAUGAGGAAAACGUGCAAGAGUCAGACUUUAAACUGGAAAUCACUGAUGAGGUGAUACAAAAACACGAUUCCCCCGAACAUACCGGUGCUAUCUCUGACAGAGUGAUCAUCUUCAUCAAAGAAGAACGCAUCUCGGACGAGGAGGAUUUGACAUGUUAAGCAGAUA